Molecule: messenger RNA, 1554 nt
Organism: Nelumbo nucifera (sacred lotus)
Lineage: Eukaryota; Viridiplantae; Streptophyta; Magnoliopsida; Proteales; Nelumbonaceae
Cellular component (GO): mitochondrial ribosome; mitochondrial large ribosomal subunit
Source: RefSeq, a predicted model, not a curated record
CAUAUAUUUAAAACCCUAGUUUGGGUUAGAGAAAUCCUUCGAUCUAUUAGCAUAAUCUCUCUCUCUCUCAUUUCAGUGUCAUCGAAGUUCAAACCUGAGAAACCCAGAAAAUUUCUUAAUUCCUUCGAGACUGGAAGAUGAUCCGAAGCUCCAACCUCUCUAGAUUAAGAUAUCUUACUUCAUCCGUCGAAACCCUAACUUACCAGUUUCUGCAACGAUGUUCUGUCAGUGGAACUGCGAAAGGAAAAUCCAAGAUCAAAACAGCGCAACCACUGAAGAGGUCCAAGAUCCCUAAGAAAAAAGGCACUUCUUCUGGCGGCGGGGGUCGAAUGAACGAAGCAACUGAACGUUUGAACAGGAUGGUUGAUUCCUGUUUGGAUGCCCCUACGCCAGUACGAUACCUGACACCUAAACAAAGGGAACGAGAAGCCGAGCGGGAGAAGCUUGGACUCAUAAGUAAAGAUCGACAGCGCGAGAUUGACGCUUUGAAGGCAAAGAAAUCAGAGAAAAGUGUCGAAGAGAGUCCGACGAUUAUUGGGACUCCGGGAUUGGAUUUGAUCUCGUUGGGCCUGGUCGAUGCCAAGGACAUCCCGAAAUAUGAAUUGACUGUCGAGGAUGGUCGAAGACUUGCGAAGGAGUACAGUAGGGUUCUGAUGAGGCGGCACCGGGCUAGGCAGGCAGCAGAGUCAAUGUUGCUGCGAUUGAAGAAAGAGGCAAUCGAGGCACUUCCGGAGCAUCUAAAAGCUGCAGCAUUGGUGCCAGAUCUGACUCCUUUUCCGGCUAAUCGGUUCAUGGCGACAUUAACACCACCAAUUGAAGGCUACAUCGAGAAAAUCAAGGAAGCAGCAAAGAAGAACGUUGGGAAGGAGAAGCUCAGAUGACUCUAGUGGCAUUUUUGCUAGGUGUUCAAGGAUUGAAGGUGGAAAAAAGCAAAGGUUUCCUGAGGAAUAUACCAUUUGCAAUUUGUAUUUGGAAGGAAAGGAUCAAAUGUACUUUUGAAGGCAAAAUACACAGAUAACAAACAUGUUGGUGAUAUUGGCUCAUUGAUGUGGAUUGUGUGCUCGCACACACUAAGAAUUCAAAUAGGCUAAGACUAAGAGGGAGGAUUUUGGGGAUAAUCUGUCGGCAACUUUGGACCUCUGGUCUACAUCUUUAUCCAGUCGGGCUGAGCUGGGAAGUUCUAUUAUCUUCACCCAGUUCUUCUCUGUUCAAUUGUCUUUUAUGAGAAGGGUAAUUGCUAAUAACCUCUAGUCCCUUUAUCACCUCUUGCCUCUUUAUUAUCGACAGAUUUCAUAGUGAUCUAGAUGAUACUUUGUCAGUUAUUGAUAAGUAUGGCGAUUUUCAUUUUAGAAAGGGCUUUGAUAAUAUUGUUCUUUCCAAGAAGGAUGCUUCUCCUCAUCCAACAUGUAUGAUGUUAAGCAGAGGUAGACACACAUUAUUUGGAUUCAAAAUCUUUGAAAAGAAUUCAGAUUGCUGUGGAAUUUUUCUUGCAAGAUUGGUUUGCAAGCAAGGUUUCAACAAUCCUUGUUUUUAAUUCCAAGGCCUCCUUCUACA